AUGGCCAAGGGACCCGAGCAGGGGGACGCCUUCCUGCACCUCCCGGCCGCGCAGGCGGUGCCCGCCGAGGCGCAGGAGGAGCGCUACGCGGGGCUGCUGGGGCGAGGCUUGCUGCCCUGCUCCCGGGAGGCGCUGCCCGAGCCGCCGCUGUCCUCCGGCAUCAAGGCAGAAACACGCUUCGGCAGCGAAGCCCUCUCCUCAGAAGAAGAGGAUGCGGAUUCUCACUACGGCGCGCUGACAGCCGCCGACCAAAGCCCGUCUUCGAAGAAGAGCAUCACGCAGAUCAUGAAGGACAAGAAGAAGCAGACGCAGCUCACCCUGCAAUGGCUGGAAGAAAACUACAUUGUAUGUGAAGGAGUUUGUUUACCAAGAUGCAUCCUUUAUGCCCACUAUUUAGACUUCUGCAGAAAAGAGAAACUGGAACCUGCCUGUGCUGCAACUUUUGGCAAGACCAUUCGCCAGAAAUUCCCUCUCCUCACCACAAGGCGGCUUGGAACAAGGGGCCAUUCAAAGUAUCACUAUUAUGGAAUUGGCAUUAAAGAAAGCAGCGCAUAUUACCAUUCUGUGUAUUCUGGAAAGGGCUUAACCAGGUUCUCUGGAAGCAAGCUAAAGAAUGAGGGUGGUUUUACUCGUAAAUAUUCUCUAAGUUCCAAAACUGGAACACUCCUCCCAGAGUUUCCAAGUGCUCAACACCUUUUGCUUCAAGGGUGCCUUUCUAAAGACAAGGUAGAUACUCUUAUCAUGAUGUACAAAACACACUGUCAGUGUGUCCUUGACAAUGCAAUUAAUGGAAACUUUGAAGAGAUUCAGCAUUUCCUAUUACACUUUUGGCAAGGAAUGCCUGACCAUCUUCUUCCUUUGCUUGAAAAUCCCAUCAUCAUUGACAUUUUCUGUGUCUGUGACUCAAUACUAUAUAAGGUUCUUACAGAUGUACUCAUCCCUGCAACAAUGCAAGAAAUGCCAGAAAGUUUACUGGCAGAUAUAAGAAGUUUUGCAAAAAACUGGGAACAGUGGGUUGCUUCCUCUUUGGAAAAUCUACCGGAAAGCCUGAUAGAUAAAAAAUUACCUAUUGCACGAAGAUUUGUUUCCUCCCUGAAACGACAGACAUCAUUCCUACACCUGGCACAGAUUGCUCGACCAGCUCUUUUUGAUCAGCAUGUGGUGAAUUCCAUGGUGUCAGAUAUUGAAAAAGUUGAUUUGAAUAGUAUUGGUUCUCAGGCCCUUCUUGCAGUUUCAGGCAGCACAGACUCUGAUGGGGAAGCCUACAGUGAAUAUGACUCUAUUACAGUGUUCCAAGAACUGAAGGACCUUCUAAAGAAGAAUGCCACUGUGGAAUCUUUUAUUGAAUGGUUGGAUACUGUGGUUGAGCAAAGGGUUAUCAAGGCAAGCAAGCAAAAUGGGAGGUCAUUAAAGAAGAGAGCUCAAGACUUCCUUCUGAAAUGGAGCUUUUUUGGUGCUCGAGUGAUGCAUAACCUAACUCUAAACAACGCAUCAAGUUUUGGUUCUUUUCAUUUGAUCCGCAUGUUGCUAGAUGAGUACAUCCUGCUUGCAAUGGAGACACAGUUCAACAAUGACAAAGAACAAGAACUCCAGAAUCUACUGGACAAAUACAUGAAGAAUUUAGAUGCAAGCAAAGCCACCUUCACUGCAUCACCAAGCUCUUGCUUCCUAGCAAAUCGCAACAAAGCUGCUCCUCUGCCCAGUGACACUUCAGUCAAAAACGAGUGCCUUGGAGAGCAAACCUACGUGUCCUUGUCAGCUGGCCAGCCCAGCAGUGCAUCUUCCGGGCUGAACCCCUUCACCACAGGAGAUGGGGAGAGUAUGCAGCUGGCAGAUCAAAUGGAGCUGUCUCAAAGCACUGGUCACCUCAUGACUCCACCCAUUUCACCAGCCAUGGUCAGCCGAGGAAGUGUUAUCAACCAGGGGCCAAUGGCUGUGAGACCUCCCAGCAUAGGUCCCAUGUUAUCAACACAUUCACAGUGCUCUUCCUACUCAGAACCCCUUUAUCAGACUUUGUCACAGACUAAUCAGAAUUAUUAUGGAAACAAUUCCAAUUACCAGGCUAUGUUCAGGACACAGGCCCAUUCCACUUCAGGAGUCUACGACCACAGAGCAGAGCCCAGCCGAUUCAAUGCCUUGAGUGAACAGCAGUUCUCCAGAGACUACUUCAGCAACAGUUGUGCUGUGUCUCCCUACAAUGCCAGAUCCCCUUCCAGCUAUGGUCCAUCUGGCAUGUCUCAGGACACACACAAUAUGCAGUUUCUGAAUACCGGGAGUUUCAAUUUUUUGAACAACUCGGUAUCUACAUGUCCAGGAACAGCUUAUCCUGCUAAUGCUUCCAACGGAUAUUAUGGCAACAGCAUAAAUUAUUCAGAAUCUCACAGACUUGGAACAAUGGUGGACCAACAUGUUUCUGUAAUCAGCAGUGUCAGCAGCAUUCGGCCACUGCCAUCCUACAGUGAUAUACAUGAUCCACUGAAUAUCUUGGAUGACAGCAGAAGAAAACAAACAGGCUCAUACUACACAGAGUCCUCACCUUCAAUUGUCUGCCGGACCCCUAUGUCUUCAAGCUUGCAAACCACAUCUUCUUCACAGUGUAUGUACGGAACAUCUGGUCAGUUCCCUUCCCAGGAAAAUCUGGAGGUCCAUGCCUCAGCAAGCAGAGAUAUGGUGCCAUCUUUACCACCAAUCAACACUGUCUUCAUGGGAGCAGCUGCUGGAGGAACCUAA
Poecile atricapillus (Black-capped chickadee) is the source of this 2730-nucleotide messenger RNA. RefSeq names its product regulatory factor X6 (gene RFX6). Gene Ontology annotation, molecular function: RNA polymerase II cis-regulatory region sequence-specific DNA binding; DNA-binding transcription factor activity, RNA polymerase II-specific. Bases 1 to 2730 code for a protein of 909 amino acids. NCBI's taxonomy places the organism in Eukaryota, Metazoa, Chordata, Aves, Passeriformes, Paridae. Gene Ontology annotation, biological process: regulation of transcription by RNA polymerase II. The transcript has 19 exons. The record is from RefSeq and is a predicted model, not a curated record.